Caenorhabditis remanei is the source of this 1593-nucleotide messenger RNA. RefSeq lists its product as uncharacterized. The transcript has 10 exons. NCBI's taxonomy places the organism in Eukaryota, Metazoa, Nematoda, Chromadorea, Rhabditida, Rhabditidae. Bases 1 to 1593 code for a protein of 530 amino acids. The record is from RefSeq and is a predicted model, not a curated record. Gene Ontology annotation, molecular function: protein binding.
AUGUUGCUCCAACUGGAUCAGCUUGUUCUCGAUGAGAUUGGGAAGAUGUUGCCAGCAAAGGAUCUCAUCCGCCUGUCCAUUACUUGCAAAGCACUCCGUGAGUUCUACAACAAGGAGACCUACUACCAAGCCUUGAUGGGCAAACAGUUUUGGAUUGAUCGCAAAUUUUUCCGCUACCAAGAUGAUCUCCGUUUUGUAUUGAACAAUGUUCCUUCUCGUUUGCAUUCAAUUGAGCAAUUUGGACAGAAAAAUAUUCGAUACGUUGCUUUCUCUCAUGACGGGUCUAUGAUGGCUCUAUUUGCAAAUGGAUGCAGAAUUUGGGUGUUCCGUGGAGACGAGGAGAUUCUUCACGCCUACCUCAGUAGAAAACGUGGGUGGGAUAAGGUGGUUUCGAUGGAGUUUUCUCCAGAUGAUUGUCAUUUGUUGGUAACCGGGUGCAAAGAAGAGCUGGUAGCGAUGGCAAGAGGAAACGAGGCACUGAUUUAUAAGCUUGGAGAAGACUAUGCCACGCUCCGCUCUUUCAUCAACCUGGACCAAGGCAUGUUCAGCACGUGGUUCGACAAUCAAAACGUCAUGUUCACUCAGAAUUUUGGAAUAAGAGACAGAAUGCGUCUUUUCAUAAGCACUAUCGAUAUGGCUGCUGAUAUCUUGGUCUACCCAGUUCUGACUUUUGACACUCGUAUCACUGGAAUCAUGGUAGCCCAACAUGUGUCUCCGAGAACACGCAAGAUUACUCAAAUUGCCGACCAGGCGCAGGAAGAGGGAAAGACUCUUACCGAAAAACUCAUCGAAAUCGGUCUCGAAUCCGGAGUUGACGUCACCAAUAUGCAAGAGCUGCGUGCUAUCCUCGAUCAAGAGUCCCAAUGCAUGCCAUGCUACCGUCUUCACUCUCAUCAUGACGCCGUUUCCCAGAGAGAGUGUCAAUGUCACUGCCAUCACAACACCGAUAGACUACUAGUCUUCCAUGGAAACGACGAGCGUGUUCAUGUGAAAGUUAUCACUGAAAGGAUUCUAGAAAGAGCCAAGCAGGCUUGGAGAGUUAGAGGAGAAGAUGAUGAAGAUAUUGACCAAAACCGCCUUUUCUUCCCACUCGCCCUCUGCAAUGUUUUUGACACCGUGGACCAUGUCUUCCGAACUGGACUAUCUCUUGCUCGUAGCUCCAUGUGCUUUUCACCAGAUCACAGAUACCUCUACAUCACUGAAACUCGCAAGGCUCCACGUCCUAGAGAUCCUAUUAUGGAGAUCAAGCCAAGCUGUCUUGAUUUGGAGACAAUGGUUUUCAAGCAUGUCCCUGAUUUCACUAUCCGACCAUGGGUAGAGUAUGAAUUCAGCGUCCGUAUCACCGCCAACAAUGACUUUGUUGCCAUUUUCACUGGUCAAGACGUAGUCAUCUGGUCAGCAUUUCAUCGCGGCAACUCUGCAGCGGUUCUUCCACAAUUUGGGGCUCCAGUGUCUGCAGUGGCUCUCCACCCACUCACAAACCAGCUGGUUGUGACUAGUGAGACUCGCAUUCAUUAUUUCCAAAGUGCGGAGAUGUUUCAAGAGGACAAGAUGAAUGAGAACACUGAAGAAGGUUCAUCAUCUGGAGAGUGA